Molecule: messenger RNA, 1289 nt
Organism: Vigna radiata var. radiata (mung bean)
Lineage: Eukaryota; Viridiplantae; Streptophyta; Magnoliopsida; Fabales; Fabaceae
Product: heat shock 22 kDa protein, mitochondrial-like
Exons: 1
Coding region: 88-525 (145 amino acids)
Source: RefSeq, a predicted model, not a curated record
UCUUCUUUGAUAGAAAUAUCGCCCAUUGUCUCAUCCAUUUCACUGAACAGAGAAUCUCUCAAUCGAAGCUACCUUUUUGCAAUCUCAAUGGCGUCCUCUCUCAUUGCAAAGCGCUUUUUCUCCUCUUCUCUCCUCUCCAAGUCUAUCAUUCGUCCCGCUGUUUCAGCCUCUCGCUCUUUCAACACCAACGUCAUGCGCAACUACAACGACCGGAACGACGACGUUGAACGUCGCUCAGAACUCUCUUCCCCUCGUACCACACGUCGUGACGAUAUCUUCUCAGACGUGCUGGAUCCGUUUUUCCCUACUCGGAGUUUAAGCCAGGUUCUAAACAUGAUGGAUCAGUUCAUGGACAAUUCGUUCCUCUCUGCGCCUCACGGUAUCGGAGCUGGAGCCGGAGUUCGUCGCGGAUGGAACGCGAGAGAGACAGAAGAUGGUCUGCUUCUUCGCAUGGACAUGCCUGGACUUGGCAAAGAAGAAGAGAUAUGUGUAUAUCUCUAUCAAAGAUCAAGAAGCUCAGAAUAACAAAUAACUUCCUUCCCUUCCAUACCAAGCUUCAUCUUGAGGGACUCCACAUUCACAAACCUCAUAAGCUUCUUGGCUUCCGAGAAUGAUAUAAAAUGUUCUCUUUCAUUACCAUUAUUGAUACCCCCACCCGCAGUUGAAGUUGAUACAACCCUCUUUAUUUGAUUCAACAGAAAAGAUAAAGGCGUCAUCCCACCACCACACAUCAAAGGAGGAUCAAAAGGAUGAAGCUUUUCCCUAUGACCAUGACUAACACUACCAAUUACAGAUACCCUUUGCCUUAGAAAACCACCACCAGCACACCAUCGCCACCUACCCCACAUUUUUCCAGAACCCAGAUAGAAAAAAAAAAUCCAAACUUUAUGAGAAAAACACCAGCAUCACAAAAAAUGGACACUGCCCAGUAAAGUCACCACCAUGAAAAAUCAACAACCUUCAUCUCCCCUCUCAUCUGAAACAUUCAAAACAUAUUGGUCACUAAAACCGGUGCUCAAAAGUAGCAACUUCCAAAAAAGGACUAGCAAACAAGUAUACUUUAAUAAAAAAAAAAUCCUAAGAACGAGAGAAAGAAUCUUUGUGUGUGCAUCUGGUAACUUUCAUAAAAAAAAAUACCUUAGAGAGAGAAAGGAAGGAAGGAAAGACAAAGUAAUUGGAGAAGGGAAGAGAAAGAAGAGGAGAAAGUGGAUUACUACAGAGUUGCUACGUAGAAAUACUUUCAUUUUUUUAUUUAAAAAAUUGAAUUAUCCAAGUGCUUUAGAUGACCA